Ilyonectria robusta is the source of this 930-nucleotide messenger RNA. RefSeq names its product TIM barrel metal-dependent hydrolase. The transcript has a single exon. NCBI's taxonomy places the organism in Eukaryota, Fungi, Ascomycota, Sordariomycetes, Hypocreales, Nectriaceae. Bases 1 to 930 code for a protein of 309 amino acids. The record is from RefSeq and is a predicted model, not a curated record. Gene Ontology annotation, molecular function: hydrolase activity.
AUGAUCUCAGCCUCAAUCAAGUCCAACAACAGUUCGGUUGUUCCUAGUGUCUUCUAUGACCCAUGUCGACAUCGAGUCUUCAACUCUUCCUUCAAACCUACUCUUCCAACAGGGUCGUGGGACAGCAAUAUCCACAUCAUCGACCCGGACAAAUAUCCGCUUCCACAAAAUGUCAAGCCUCCUCAAGAAGCGACAAUGCGUCAAGCACUCACCAACGCUGAACAGCUUGGAUUGCCGAACAUGAUGUUUGUCCAGUUGUCCACGUACGGCAACGACAACACUUGGGUGCUGGAUUCUCUAAUACAAGUCGGGCCUGCUAGAGGUCGUGGUGUCGUUGCAUUCGACCCGGGACGUGUCGAUUCUCAGACUCUUCAACAGUGGCAUGAUCUUGGUGUUCGGGGCGUUCGAGUCAACCUCAGGUCUUCUGGCACUGUCUUAUCGAAAACCGAAAUCCAGACAGUAAUGCGCAAGUACGCCGAAAAACUGAGGCCGAUGAAGACGUGGUCGAUCGGAUUGUACGCUGACAUGGAGGUUCUUGAUCACAUCCAACCAUUGGUAUCCGAACUCCAGGUGAAGCUCGUGCUCGAGCACUUUGCUUCCCCAGCCAUCCUGCCAUUAAACCCAGCCAAGCAGCCAGGCUGGGGUGCACUGAAUCUCAUGAUGGAAGAUCCUCGCGUAUUCGUCAAAAUCUCAGCACCGUAUCUGUUCUCCAAUGAUCCGGAGUUCACCAACUUGGAGUCGCUGGCAACGUCGCUUUUUAGCAUGCGAAACGGGGACGGGGUUGUGUUUGGUUCGGACUGGCCGCAUACGAAAUCGCGAGGGUGGAAUGCGAAGCCUUUUCUAGACAAAGUUGUGGAAUGGUGCAACUGGAACGAAGAGCUACAGGAGAAGCUCUUCCGAGGCAAUGCUAGAAACCUAUGGGAUGCUUAA